AUGUCCUUGAAUCGUCCCCCUUCGCCUCUUCCUAUAGAUCCCAAGCUUUCUCUGCUUUUCGUGUGCAUCAUGCCCGGGAGAACCGGCCAUGGCCGGCGAAAGAUUGAGAUUAAGAGGAUCGAAGAAGAGCAAACUCGGCAAGUGACUUUCUCGAAACGUCGAAGUGGCUUGUUCAAGAAGGCUAGCGAGAUUGGCACCCUCUGCGGUGCUCAGGUUGGGAUCCUGGUGUACUCACCAGGAGGAAGGCCCUACUCGUUCGGCCACCCAGGGUUCAUGGAGGUCUCUGAUCGAUUCCUCCCGUGCGUCCCCACGCCGACCCGUCCCGCCCCUCCUCCGGCCAACGUGCUCGCUCCCCAGCUGAGCAAGCACUACUUGGACAUCGUAAAAGGACUGGAGGCCGCGCAGGCCAAGGGUGCGGUGCUUAAGGAGAGAUUUGGCGUGGUUCCGGAGCUGAAGGCGAGGGCCUACGAGUCUGAUCCUGAAGGCCUCCGCUUGGACGAGCUUCAAGACGCGGUCAAGCGAUUGGAGUCGCUUCAGCUGCGGGUGUAUUCGAGGGUUUCUACGAUCCUGAAUCAUGAAGCUUCUGCGUCGAGGGCUGCUUUGGCUGUCCAGCCGUUGAAUAUGAUCAACCCUUAUGCGACCAAUGAACCCCACGCUCAUCCAGGUGGUGGGUUCAUGGGGAACAACGGCCUUGCUCCCGGUGGGUUCAUGGGGAGCAAUGGCUUCAUGGGGAACGAUGGCCAUGCUCCUGCUGGGUUCAUGGGGAACGAUGGUCAUGCUCCUGCUGGGUUCAUUGAGUGA
Phoenix dactylifera (date palm) is the source of this 801-nucleotide messenger RNA. Its product is annotated as agamous-like MADS-box protein AGL29. Lineage: Eukaryota; Viridiplantae; Streptophyta; Magnoliopsida; Arecales; Arecaceae. Gene Ontology annotation, biological process: positive regulation of transcription by RNA polymerase II. The record is from RefSeq and is a predicted model, not a curated record. Gene Ontology annotation, molecular function: RNA polymerase II cis-regulatory region sequence-specific DNA binding; protein dimerization activity; DNA-binding transcription factor activity, RNA polymerase II-specific.